Molecule: messenger RNA, 1295 nt
Organism: Hippopotamus amphibius kiboko
Lineage: Eukaryota; Metazoa; Chordata; Mammalia; Artiodactyla; Hippopotamidae
Gene: COLEC11
Product: collectin subfamily member 11
Exons: 6
Coding region: 20-823 (267 amino acids)
Source: RefSeq, a predicted model, not a curated record
GUGUCCCGCGUGGCCCACCAUGAAGCCGGGGCUGGCGCUGGCCGGCCUGGCCUUCCUGUCGGCGCUCGGGGCCGGGGCAGCUCAGCAGAUGGUGGACGACGCCUGCUCCGUGCAGAUUCUUGUCCCCGGCCUCAAAGGGGAUGCUGGAGAGAAAGGGGACAAAGGCGCACCAGGACGGCCUGGAAGAGUCGGCCCCACGGGAGAGAAAGGAGACGUGGGUGACAAAGGACAGAAGGGCGGCGUGGGGCGCCACGGAAAAAUUGGCCCCAUUGGUUCUAAAGGUGAAAAAGGAGACUCUGGUGACAUAGGACCCCCUGGCCCUAAUGGAGAACCAGGCAUCCCAUGCGAGUGCAGCCAGCUGAGGAAGGCCAUCGGUGAGAUGGACAACCAGGUCACCCAGCUCACAGCCGAGUUAAAGUUCAUCAAAAACGCCGUCGCCGGCGUGCGCGAGACGGAGCAGAAGAUCUACCUGCUGGUGAAGGAGGAGAAGCGGUACGUGGACGCGCAGCUGGCCUGCCAGGGCCGCGGCGGCACGCUGGGCAUGCCCAAGGACGAGGCCGCCAACGGGCUGCUGGCCGCCUACAUCGCGCAGGCUGGCCUGGCCCGCGUCUUCAUCGGCAUCAACGACCUGGAGCGGGAGGGCACCUUCGUCUACGCGGACCGCUCGCCCAUGCAGACCUUCAGCAAGUGGCGCGGCGGGGAGCCCAACAACGCGUACGACGAGGAGGACUGCGUGGAGCUGGUGGCCUCCGGCGGCUGGAACGACGUGGCCUGCCACCUCACCAUGCCCUUCCUCUGCGAGUUCGACAAGGAGCACGUGUAGUGGGGCCCUGCUUCUCCAGGGUCGGCCGGGCCACCUUGGCCACCGGGUGGCUGCCAGCUGCCAUGGCGGGUGGGAGGCUCUUCCCACCACCUGGUCCCCAAGCAGGAGCGCGGGGUCCCCGGUAAAGGCUUGGAGAGUGGUGCAUGCUUAGGUGAAAAGACAGUGUUUCUGGGUAUUAUUUCUGACUUACUACUUGUAUUGUAGCCAGAAUAUUCCUCCUGUAAUUAUUACUCAAAGUAUGAAAUGAACUCUUUAGGUAUUACAAUGGUUAAGCACAAACAGCGGUAGUGAGGUCUUCAAUAACUAUCUUCCUUUUAAUUUGUAUCAUGUAUGGAAGAGAAUCCUCAACUUCAAUCAUUGCUUCUGUAAGUUAUAUUAAAAUGUACGUUCCUUUUCACUAUUAACUAAGUAGAAACAAUUUUGCUUCCCUGCAAACCCAGAUUUCAGGAGAAAGAAAAGUAAAUGCUCUGAA